This is a messenger RNA of Torulaspora delbrueckii, 8829 nucleotides long. It is a transcript of the gene CSF1, whose product is annotated as Csf1p. Gene Ontology annotation, biological process: fermentation. The coding region runs from base 1 to 8829 and encodes 2942 amino acids. The record is from RefSeq and is a predicted model, not a curated record. Gene Ontology annotation, cellular component: membrane. The transcript has a single exon. NCBI's taxonomy places the organism in Eukaryota, Fungi, Ascomycota, Saccharomycetes, Saccharomycetales, Saccharomycetaceae.
AUGGAAGGUCAAUCUCAGUUCGAAAGAGUAUCUCUCUCAAAUGAGCGGAACUUUAGCUGGGUUUUUUUGGUUGACUGGGUGCUCCUAUGUGUGGUUACGCUGACGGUGAUAUUCUACCUGGGAAGGCUUUUUGCCUAUGCAAUUACACUCGUGUUGGAAUGGUUCCUAUGGAAACAUUGGAAAGUCAAGAUUAGCGUGGAGUCACUGCGAAUAGCGCCUUUAAGUGGGAGCAUCUUGUUCAGAAAUUUAUGCAUUAUAGGCAAGGACCAGACCAUAUCGAUCCUGAAGGGAAGUUUACGAUGGAGAUACCGAUUGCUGGCUACUAGAAGAUCACAAUAUGAGGAGGCAUCUUCUCAGAAAGAUGGUCUUGGUGUAGGCGAGGAAGAUGUUAAUUCCAUGAAGAAUAUUACAUUGCCGUGUCGGUUUGUACUAUUUUGUGAGGGAUUCGAGAUAUUCAUCUAUAAUAGGACUGUGGCUUAUGAGAAUAUUAUACAGAUGUUUUCAAGGGAGGAAAGAGUCCAAUUUGAAAAGUUUAUGAGUAAACAAGAAAUGUCAGAGCUCUUUCACUGCCAUAGUGAAAGGAGCGACGAUAAAGGCUCGACAGAUAGUGUAUUAUCUUCAUCGGUCUCAGAUGUUCCAAAUAUCAAUGACAGAGUUUUUGAUGAGGUUCAUAAUCAGAAGAAAUCAAUCUUUAUGAGAUUUCUGCCGAUGGAAUUGCAACUGUCCCGAGGGUCCAUUGUUUUGGGGAAUAAGUUCACCCCAAGUCUUCUCAUUGCUAGCUGUACAAGUGGUCGGGGUGUGGUAGAUCUUUGCCAACCUAAGGAGAAGCUAGAUUUGUACAAGAUGCAUUUUCAGGUUGACUUCAUCGAUAUUGAUAUCUCGAUAAGGCAAAAUAUAGAAUACAACCGAAAAAAGGCGACUUUCAAAAAUGGCAAACUAUCAAGGAUGUGGGCAACUUUCGUCAAGGUUCUGCAUAUUCCUUUCUACAAUAAAUCACAUAAUAAUAAAGGAACGGAAUCGGAGCCUUUUAUGACUAAAUGGAAAGGUUUGGGACUAUAUAAGGGACUGACGUUCGAUCGAGACGGAGAGGAUUAUGAUGAAGUGCAUUUUGAUUUUGCGAAUCACGAGUAUGCAAAAGUCAGCAACAUUAUCAAGAGUCCGAGAACUGUUCUAACGUAUUCCUAUGAUAUACCAGGUGUAGUACCUCACGGUGCGCAUCCAACUUUGGAGGGCCCUGAAGUUGGUAACAAUGGUGCUCCUCCUGAAUUUGGAAUCGACUUGCAAUUCUAUGGAGUCACAAUCUGCUACGGGCCGUGGGCUCAAAGAGAGAUACAGCAUUUGCUGAGGAUGAUAUCUCCCACAGUGGCAAGAUCCUCAGUUCCGAUAAAGACACUGUCUCCCGGUUCGAGAAGGAUUUACACCGUGUUCAAGACCACGUUUAGAGUCCUCGACGGUUCUUCCUGGCGUAUUCCAACAAGAGAGAGAAGUAAAGAUCAAGAAUUUUUGAAAAAAUUCAAAGCUACCAGUGAGGAAUACAGACCUUUUGGUUGGCUCGAUCUAAAAUUUGCAAUGGAUUCCUAUGGUAGCGUAACCACAGUACUAUGUCCAAAGGAGGAAGGUUUUCCGAAUAAGAUGUAUAUUCAUUUUGCAGAAAUGGAGGCCACUUCCAGCGUUAAUCACGACGUUAUGCUGAAGUGUAAUUGUUUUGACGUUGCAGGCGACGUCGGCUAUCCUCUCGGGUGGAACAGUUCUGCCACUUGGACAAUCAAUCUCCACUCCACGCAGUUAGAGACCUUUCUAUUGAGAGAGCACGUUACAUUAGUGGCAGACAUUUUCACCGAUUUCUCAUCGGGUGAGCCUACUCCUUAUGAACUAUUCAGACCGUUCAUAUACCAAAUCAAUUGGAUCAUUGAUGGUUAUUCCAUAUAUCUGAAUGUUAAUGACCAUAACAUUGUCAAUAAUCCUCUCGACUUCAACGAAAAUUGUUACUUGUCUUUGCAUGGAGAAGAACUACUGAUAGAUGUGACAGCUCCAAAUGACUCAAUCACUGGCGCAUAUAUGGACGUUCCUUAUAAAAUAUCAACUCCGAUGUUUCGGCUGUUACUUAAUACACCUCCAUGGAAUACUCUAAACGAGUUCAUGAAAAACAAAGAAGUUGGAAGAUCAUACAGCUUUGCUGUCUGUGGCUUAUACACAGUUUAUUCCGAGCUUGACAUCGAUAAUGUCGAUACCUUGAGUGUGGAAUGUACCAGUACUGGUACUACGUUACACUGUUAUGGGUUUGUAAUGAGAUAUUUGAUGAAUGUCAAAAUGAAUUACUUUGGUGACUUUUUCCAUUUCAUCACCUCUGAGGAAUAUACAGGAGUGAUAAGAGCCAAGGAGAAGGAAAGUGUCGGUAAAACGGAGGAAGAGUCGCUCAGAGAUAACUCAACAAAUCUGAGUACGGACAGUGGGGGUUUAAGUGAUCCUUAUGUUCGCUUGAGAGCUGACCCCCCGGUUAGUCGUUCAGACGUGAAGAGAACUACCAAUGAAACAGAUAUAUGGUUCACAUUCUCAGUCUGGGAGGGAGCUUUAGUCUUACCCGAGACAAUUUACAAUUGCGAUCCUUGUGUCGCACUUCAUUUCGGGGAGCUUAUUGUUGAUCUCAGGAGUUGUAAUUAUUACAUGGAUUUACUCGCGACCAUGAGCAGCACAUCCAUAAAAAGGUAUGUUUCACGCCAAUCCCAUGAACUCUUUGAGUCGAUUCGUAGGGAUAAUGGGCGAACCGAGAAGGAGCACGGUUCUUUGGCAGCAUUGACCAUCCAUGGUCACAGGAUGUAUGGAUUACCGCCCAUCGAACCAACUUAUUUCUGCCAGUGGGGUAUCGACCUUGAUGGCCUGACGAUUAAUUCGGAUGCGGAAUUUGCUAAAGGUUUUUUUACACUCUUUGCUGGAAUAGGUUUUGGCUAUACCAAUCUCGAGAAUACAUUGCUUUACGAUGUUGAAACUCCAGAUGACAUGACAUCAGUAACUGUGAGAGUACGCGACAUGAACGUUGUGGUUGAGAAUGACAGCAGUCGCGCAGUUGUCGAUGUACCGAAUCUCACGUUCACAUCUAUUGAUUUCGAGAAUGAAAGAUAUUCCCAGCGCAUCGACCUAAAAGUACCAAGUCUAAGCAUUUUACUGCUUACGUCAGAAGACGACUCUGAACCCAUUCGUUUAAUGGAUUUGACCACGAAAGUAUAUUUGACCGACUUCAUUCAGAAAAGGGACUUCGCAAAGCACAGAAGCAAGCAACGGGACUACAUAACAUUGAAUGAUUCACCGUUCUAUAGAUGUUCCUUCCUCUUGCCAUGUUAUCUACAGGAAUCUCCUCUUUACAAGAGUUUGUUAGGAAGUAUAUCUCCAUCGUCAUCACUACCGCCCUUACCAAUGCCAUUGUUGGCUGAAACAAUCGAUUUUAUUAUUGAAGAUCUUUUAGGUGAAUUUGCAGCAGGGCUGAAAUGUGAUUAUGAUACUCAGAGGACUGUGGAUGAUCCGGAUAGUCCAUCAGAAUCUUUUGAUACUUCGCAAGAACACGAAGGUCCAGAUGAUGUACGGUACGACCGCUUUGCUCAAUUACCGAAGAUUUUAUCGCCCAAUCCUCUGGAACAAUACGACAAUGUGAUAAUUGAUGUUAAGUUUCUGGCUGUGGACCUUGACCCGUUGAUCUGCUCCUAUGUUGAUGGCCUUUUGGGUGAAUUUUGGAAGGUCAACACCGUGGACAUCAUUGAUGAGAUCGAGAUGUCCAUUGUAAAAAGGCUUGGGCAGUUGUGGAACAAUACCUGCGUUUUGAAUUUGAAACUAUACGUGGUGGACAUAAACUUUUUUUGGGGUGAUAAGAAUGCCAAAGUUGUCGAUUUGUAUUUCGAUAAACUCGAUUUUGACUUGGGUCAAAGAACGAGAGAUCUUGACGGGGAAACCAUUGUGAGUGAGAAGAUAACUUUGAGCAAACUUAGGUCAGUAAGAGCCACCGUCUUUGACAGAAGUAUUACAGAAGGUGUGGAAGAGAGGCCGCCUGCGCUCUCUUUGGCAGUUGAGGGGUGGGAAGCUUACUCAUGGAUGAGAGAGAAAAUUGUGGGCUCUGUUAGUUUACUUUCAACAGACAUUACAGUCGAUGAAUCCCAACUCGAAUGGUUGUCCGUUUACAUUGCUGAACAAAGAGAUCUUAUCAAAAACAUGCUAACGUCUUUUACAAAAUUGCAUGAGUACUGGCAGGGUACACGAAGAGAUUUACUCCGUGACAUCACCACUGCCAGUGAACACUAUCAAAUCAGCCAUGAGCCCUAUGUCAUCACGAAACCGGCUUUCAUUAUGAGGCUGUCCAAUGGACAUGUCCGGGAAAAUCCUAGUUGGAGGAUUAUAACACGUUUGAGGCAUAUCUUAACAUAUCUUCCCAAUGAAUGGCGCAAUAACUCCGCGAUUCAAGUCUCUCCAACGGUCGAUAGUACGGAUGCGUCAGUCGCUUCACAUUGGCGAAGGUGGGAAAUAUCAGAUAUCACUCGUUCUUAUAUAUACCGGACCAUCUUUUUGUCAGAUCAGAGCAAAACCCAGUGUCAAUCUCUGAAGAAGAUGCUCAAGGUAGAUUUUCAUUCAUUUUUCUUCACCAUAUACAGCGAAGGUUACAGGGUGGCGCAUAACUUUGUUAUAACUAGAGCUAAUAUUGUUGGGGAAGAAAUUCCAGCUGCUGAGCUCUCGAAAGUUCAACAAGCCUUGGAUUACGACAAUGUCAUGAAUUUAACAGUGAGCUUGGGUGCAAUUAAGGGUGAGCUGAAUGAUCAGCUUCUCAAAUUACGCAAUAUAUUUUCGAAAGCACAGACGCCUGCACUCAAACGAAGUAAGACAUCCAUCAACAUAUCCAAGUCAUACAAAGUUAAUGUCUUACUUGCCUUUGAUAGAAGUGAACUGCAGUUUGUCUUGGGCCAGACUAGGCUCACGAAUAGAAUCCUCAAUGGUAAAGCCGCUUUAUUACUCGAGAAGCUGAAAAAUUCGGCAGCACCGGCUUUAUCAUUUGUGUUCUUCGCCAAGAGGUCGGAAUCAUGGUUGAAACAUGCAGAUCUUGUUUUAGCCGAAGCAUUAUCACGCGAAUUGUCUUUGACAAUGACGGCGGAACUAUGGAGUUAUAUGCCCUCGCUAUCAAUUAAUAUCCAGUGUUCAAAUUCACAUAUUAGGGCAAUGACUAGCACUGAGUUGCUUGUCAACUCAAUAAAACAAAUCAUGGAGAGCAUUUCCGAACUUAAACGUCACUUUGCAAUGGAGAAGACUACCCCAAACGUACAGGGUACCUCCACAAACUUAUCAAUCCCUUUACAAAAUACAGCAUUGACGGUCAGCUUCUCAGAUGUCACAGCUGAAUUGAUGCCUUUGACUCCGUUCGUUGUGCGCCAUGAGAUGAAGCAGCUUGGACUAUAUCUGAAUAGAGUGCAAAGCAACGAAAUUUUGAUCAGUAUUUGGGACGCCAAUAUAAUUCUCAAGUCACACCAAACAACGGAACAAUAUUUCAACUUUGCCCUAGGAGAUCUGCAGGUGAAGUGUAAUUUACCAACAGAGUCCAGUGCUAUUUUGAAUGUUGGCUUGUCGACUUCCCUCAUGAAGUUGACUCUCUCUGAACCUCGAAGAAUUUUAUCAAGCUUUUUGCAGGAUGAAAAGCUAAUUGGAGAGAGCUUGGGAUACAUUAAAGGGUUGCUCCAACUUUUUUCCCCACUGGCUCGCAAUAAAACGCAGUCCAGUGCGCUCAGAUGGAGCCUUGACGCGAAUUUAAAUUACUUCGGUAUUCUUGUUCCAAUGGCAUCAACCUUCUUCGUCUUUGAAAUACACAUGCUAUUAGCGGCGAUGAAUAAUGCCAGUGACGGACAAGACGAGGGCGACCAUCAUGUCACAGGGCAGGUAUCGAUUGAAAACUGCCUUCUUUUGAUCAAAGAACCUUCGCUUCCCGCUGAUCUUUCUAAGUUGCUCGAUUUUUCAAUUAGAGUUAUGAGCUCCCAGAAAGUGCCUAAUUCUCCUCAAUCAUACCAAAUCGAAAGCUCUCACUUCAGAGUGUGCUUGUCUCCGGGGUCAUUGGUCCAAGUUCUGUGGGGAACGCAUCAAUUACAAUCACUACUAGAGUAUUUCAGGAAACACAGGAAGCAAGAUAAAGCUAUUUCACCAUUUUCCCUCUUCGAUGGCUCCGCAUCUGCUGAUCGGCAGAUUGACUUUCGUUCCAUUCAUAUCUUAUCCUAUAAUUUGUGCAUAGGUUGGAUGUUCCAGCUUGGUGAUGAUGUCAAAACCGGUCUAAUUAUUGGGUUUGAUCGAUUAUUUUCCGCAUACGAGAAGCAUUACGGAAAAUUGACUUUGAUAGAUGGCUACUUUUCGGUAGCCAACGGACAAUCAACUGAUACUUUCUAUUCGCAAGGAAGUGAGAAGCAGCGGUAUAACCGAAGUUUCUUAUCCAAUGUUCAAAUAACAUACUGGCUGAAGGAGAUUGAUUCUAUGAAGGACCUAUUCAUCAGAGUCAACGGAGAGGCACUGGAGGUCAGUCUUCUCUCUAAUUCCUUCGACAUCAUUGAGAGUACUCUAGCUUCGAUCCAAAAAUUCCAAACUUUGAAAAAAGAGAGGAUGCACAAGAGAGAUAGUGGCCCCAGAAAUAAGUUGAAUUUGGAGAAUACAUCCAAUAAUAUAUCUCCAUUUCUCUCACACAUUAGGACGAUUGAUUGCCAAUUCAAGUAUGUUGGUGGUGUGCUAAAGAUUUAUUCGCUCGAUGACCUAAAUAGGGCUGAAGGCCCAUCUCUUGAAAUCAAAUCACCAGGUGUCGUAAUCGCUUUGAAGUAUAAUCAUAAUGAGGCGGAAAGAAGGCCUCAUCGGAUCAGAUGUCUCGUUUCAAUUGAUCCCACGCACAACAUACUGUAUUCCCAAUGUGUUCCUAUUUUAAAUGAUAUUGUUGAAGCAAGUCAACGCAUGGUACAGAAGCACAGUCCUGAUGAAACUCCUCUGGAGUCAUCGCAAAGUAUCGACUACAAAAGCUUGUUGGAUUCUUUUGACAUAGCAUUCAAAGUCACUUCAGGAAGACAGCAAUUGAGUUUAAGCUGCGAACCUAGGGCAAAAGUUCAGGCGGAUGUUGGAUUUGAUUCAUUUACAUUUGGUGUGACGACCAACGAUCUGGUGGAUGGGAAUCCAACCGGAGUGUCUUUAUCUGUAGAAAAGAUACAGUCUUCCGUCCGCCAUAUUUUCUCGAGAGAAACGAGUGCUUCCUUCAGCGUUGAUUUUGUCGAUUUUACUUCAAUUUUUACUCAUCCUGACGUCUUUGGUGUCGCUUUGGUAUCUGAUAUUAAUGUCUUCUUCAAUAUGAAGCAACUGCAGAACUUGAACUUAUUCCUCGACAUUUGGCAGUUGAAUGGUAAGCUCAACAACAAGGGCCGGGCAAAGGACGACGAUCGAAAGAAGCAAACGAAAAGCAUGACUCUCUCCAAACGUACCAGCACUCCUACGUCCAUAUGUUGGUCUUUUACUCUAAUUUUUACCAAUGUAAAAGGUGAUGUUGACCUGGGCCCUUCUCUUGGAGUUCUGUCGCUCCGCUUGUCUCGAACCUGGUUCGCAACUGAUCACUACGGUGCCCAAAGGCGUGUAUUACAUGCCUUUGCUGAUGAAUUGUCAAUAAAAUCAGAAGGCAGAUUAAGUGGAGUUUUCGAUUUGAAGAAUGCGACAUGGAUUUCAGAGGUCAACUACCCAGCAGCUGGAUCGAUCAAAGGAUCCUCUGAAAUGUCUUUGUCGUUGAGUGUAGGCCGAGUGGCAAUAAAGACAGCUUUCGAUUAUCAUAUGUUUUUGAUUGGAACUAUCGAUGAGAUGAAGUUCCAUUUACGCAGUGAGUCAGAUCUGUAUGGUAUUUUGCCUGACUUGUUGGUGGUCGCUCUCUCCUGCAAAGAAAUGGAUUUCUGUGCAACGGCGCUGACGGCCGCCAACAUACUGGACAUUUAUAAUACGAUAACGCGUAUGAGACAAGACAAUCGUAUUUCCUACAUUGAAACCCUGAGAGAGUCAAAUUCCACCGAGGCAAGAGUGACGUUGCUUUACGACGACAUAUUGCAAUCACUGAAUUUGCUACGCACUGAUCUUUCAUUUGAUAUCACUACGUUCAAGGCCCAAAUUUCUCCGAUCUCGUUAUUUGAUGUCGAAGUCCUAGUGCUCAAUAUUGACAAUGUGUCGGCUCGUUCAGAAACUCAAUCGGGUGAGAAACUUAAGACGGAAUUGCAUUUACAGGUUUCCAAUGCAAAAGUAUCUCUUUCGACUUCAAAGGAAGAGCUUGAUGAAGAGCGUGUGGCCAAAAUAUCAAUUGAAGAUUAUAUGCUAUACGCUUCGAAAAUUAGUGGCGGUACGAUUGUAAAAGUUCCAAGACUACUGGUAAGCAUGACAACCUGGCAAAAACCAAAGAGCGACUUAAUAGAGUAUUUGUUUACAUGCCGGUUCUUCGAUAGGGUAGCUGUUAAGUGGAAUCUCGGUCCCAUCAACUUCAUUAAAGAAAUGUGGUCAACACAUAUUAAAUCUUUAGCAGUGCGUCAGACCCAGAGCAACAAAACUAUGUCUGAGAAAGACAAGCAGGCAGAUUUGGAUCCUGAAGAGGAGAUCAAAGCUAAGCUUCAGUACGUUCCACUGGAUGAACCCUACAUAGAAAUGCCUCAAAUUAAAGAUUUGGGUGAUGCCACACCGCCAAUGGAAUGGUUUGGAGUCCAUAGGAAGCGCCUUCCAGCAGCAACUCACCAACUAGCCAUAGUUUUGAUCCAGAAGCUAGUCCAUGCCGCAGAGAAGGAAUAUGCGAAGGUUCAAGGAAGAUUUCAAUAG